Westerdykella ornata is the source of this 682-nucleotide messenger RNA. RefSeq lists its product as uncharacterized. The coding region runs from base 102 to 554 and encodes 150 amino acids. NCBI's taxonomy places the organism in Eukaryota, Fungi, Ascomycota, Dothideomycetes, Pleosporales, Sporormiaceae. The transcript has a single exon. The record is from RefSeq and is a predicted model, not a curated record.
GGGAGAGACCUUAGACUGGAGAUCUUGCUUGGGGGUGGGGGAACGGAGUUUGCUAUUUUCAUUUCGGCGGGUUCAGGGAAAGGGGUCCCAAAAGGCUUCUGAUGGUUACAAAAGCGCGGACAAGAAGACAACAACGGGCAACUUCUGGAUUUCGAUACAAUUCUGCUUUGGGCUGUCCAUCUCUUUUCGACAACUCCCAGACUGUACUGUUUCCACUUUCUUUUUCGCUGCACAUCUUCCCCUUUUCUUGCUUUCGGCCCUUGAUACGUAAAGACCUUGUCAUGUUCGGAAAAAGGAUUUGCGUGGCCUUUCGUUGGCGAGGGGGUGGGUUCCGGCUCGUGAUUCCCGGGGGAUGGAUGGAUGGGGGUGCAAGGUUGGCGCUGGGGGUCGGGGCAGGUCAUACAAAAUGGGAUACCUGGUGGGCUUUGAGCCUGAUAUUUUGGAUCGCGAGCAUAUGGGAUGGUGGGUGGAGUCCGGGAUGCCCAGCGAGGGCAUCUUUUUUCACUUUCUUUCUUUUCUUCCGUUCUUUGCCUUCCUCAUCUUGGAGAUGCUGAGUUCUACUACCUGAUUUUUUCGAAUAACUGGUCACAUACUCCUCCUCCUCCUCUUCACAGAUAUCAGUGCGAAAUACGUCGGGUAUGCGUGGGGUCUUCAAGAUUGGGGUCGAUGCUCAACUGCACAG